Eriocheir sinensis (Chinese mitten crab) is the source of this 2736-nucleotide messenger RNA. RefSeq names its product zinc finger protein 723-like. NCBI's taxonomy places the organism in Eukaryota, Metazoa, Arthropoda, Malacostraca, Decapoda, Varunidae. The record is from RefSeq and is a predicted model, not a curated record. The coding region runs from base 1 to 1305 and encodes 434 amino acids. Gene Ontology annotation, cellular component: nucleus. The transcript has a single exon.
AUGCCAGGAAGCGGUGGUGGCCGUGCUGCUUGGGCUCAGCGCCAGGAGACAGCACGCAGCUGUGUCACCACCGGUGCUGAAGUGAGGGUCUGGGGCGGGUGCUGUCCUCAGCGCUCACUGCUGAAGGAAACCAUGAGUGACCAGGUUGAGGAGGUAGACCCCUUGGAAAUGGUAAUCGCAACAACUUCGCUCUUAGAACCUGAUGAACCUGAUGAAGCUGUUGAAGCUGAUGAAGCUGAUGAAGCUGAUGAAGCUGAUGAAGCAAGCCACGAGUGUCAUGAGUGCGGCAAACGGUUCACCAAAAAGAGUAACCUCAACAAACACAUCCGCAGACACACUGAGGAGAAGAACCAUGAGUGUGAAGUUUGUGGCAAGAAAUUCACCAUGAAGGAGACACUCAACAGACAUGCCGCCAUACACUCCGGGGAGAAGAGUCAUGUGUGCGAGGUGUGCGGCAGGAGGUUCACGGAAAGGGCCACCCUCAACAAGCACUUCCUCAUACACACCGGGGAGAAGAAUCACGAGUGUCACUUCUGCGGCAGAAGGUUUAGACUGAAGAACUUGCUUAACAGACACAUGCUCAGACACACCACGGAAAGAAUAAAUAGUUUUGAGUGUGAAGUUUGCGGGAAGGGAUUUUCGCAGAGGAGCACGCUGAACAAACACACUCUUAUCCACGGGGAAAAGACCCAUGAGUGUGAUGUUUGUGGGAAGAAAUUCACGGAGAAGGGCACACUUAAAACACACGUCCGCACACACACUGGGGAGAAGAAUCAUGAGUGUGGGAUUUGCGGGAAGCGAUUCAUAAGGCACAGCGCUCUCACAGGUCACAUGCAGAAGCACACCAGCGAGAAAAACCAUGAGUGUGAAAUAUGCGGCAAAACAUUCAUGCUCAAAGGUUACCUGAACUCACACAUCAAACGUCACACUAGGGAAGGGAAAUUCGAGUGUGAUGUGUGCGGAAAAAUCUUCACCGAGAAACGCCUCCUCAAAAACCACUCGAUUACACACACCGGCGAAAAAAAACAUGAAUGUGAAGUUUGUGGGAAGCGGUUCUCUGAGAAACGCUCCCUCACGAAACAUAGCCUCCUGCACGUUAGUAAGGAUGAUCAUAAGUGUGAAGUGUGUGGGGAGGGAUUUGCCGAGAAGAUCGCUUUGGACGAACACACCCUGGAACACAAUGAUGAGGAGGAGGACUUGACGCCGCGUGAGAGGAAGGAGGAACGCGCCAGUGAGAGACGUCCCAAGAUAUGCGUUAAAAGUCUUGCCAGGAAAAAAUCAACUCAAGGGGAACAUCCGCUGUGAUUAACCCGUAAAGGCCGAAGAUACCCUCCGCGUCUACCCCCCCACAGCCGCAUUGAUCGUCUUUAAAUCAACUCUUGCAGAAUGACCUGGAAGCAAUUUUAGCUGUCAGUAUACAUUUAAAUACAUCAGCAUGUGAAAUAUUUUUGCUUAGCUCCUCCUGGGUGCUUCAGAAUAAUCGCCAGUAGUUAGAGAUUGUGGUGGUGCGUGCAACCCUCCGAGCUGGGCUGGACUGCUGAGGUGCCAGACUCGGUCUGUUGUGCGCCCAGGGCCUUCUCCCGGUCUAUUUUGGGCCUGUUGGUUUGUUUUUGGACCCUCUGUGAUAGUGGGGCAGUCACUGUGUGAUUUUUUAUAAUAAAUAUUUACACAGUCUAUGGGACACUGAGGUAGGGUGUGUGGGGGAGGUGGUGAUGGUCUGGGGCGACAGUGUAGACAUAGGCCUACUUCUCAAGCCAAAUUAGCAGCGUUACCAAUGUUAGCGCAGUUUUGAUACGCGCGUAAAGUAGCUGUCCCAUAAGGGGUCUAUCGGCCUUCGGCGACGCGGCCCUAUAUGGGGCUUAUCGGCCUUCACGGGUUAAAAUUGCAUCUAUGGUCAUGAAUAACUUGUAUAUUGUAUAUAUUAGCACCUUUGUCAUCAUACGAAAAUUUCAAGCUGAUCAGAUGAAAUGAAAAAUAAAGAAAAAUAUUUUUUGUUGUUUUUAUGAAAAUUUUGAAUGAAUUUUUCUCAGCCAUUUUUUUACUGAGUUUCCUGUGACACGAACAUCUGAUAAUUCAUUGUUAUUCUUUAAAUUUGUCAAGAUGUUUUUUUGAAAACUUUUUGUUGGUCAGUAAAAAAAAAAAUUGUAAUUUUUGAAAUUUAUUUUGGAAAAGUUUUCCAUAUAUGGAAACUGCCAUUUUUCAAAAAAAUAUCUUGUCAAAUUUUAGUACGAUACAUGUUCUUAUAUGUCCUAAAGUUUCUUGAAAAUCUUGCAGACAAUAAAAGCAAAAAAUCAGUUUGUUCAUUUUGAAGUAGUUUUGAGAAAAACACAAUUAAAGCUUUGCUAAAGUUCUUGGGCCCAGUGUAGCUACUGUGUGUUGUCAAUGACACUUUCAUGUCAAUUUUAUGGGGUCAGUAAUCACACAUCAGUGAGUGCAUUAAAGGACCAGGCACCUUGCCCAGCCUUACAAAGGUAUUAAUCGCUCAAAGGCGAGGGUGCCAAGCACAUUCCACGUCGGUGCAGUGCAUCACUCAUUCCAAAGUGGUGGAUGCAUUUGUGUUAUCAUCGGUAGGUUUUAAGUUCCUUCCAUUGUUAUGAAUAGCAAAGGUUUAGUGAUGUGAAGAUUAAAGUUAAAGUUGAUCUUCAUGCAAUCACGAGCUAACAUUGUGCAGGUGCCACAUCCACGAUCACGAGUGGACAGACGGGAUGAAACAGACUAUAACACCUCAUCUCUUCA